Molecule: messenger RNA, 615 nt
Organism: Penaeus monodon (black tiger shrimp)
Lineage: Eukaryota; Metazoa; Arthropoda; Malacostraca; Decapoda; Penaeidae
Product: delta-like protein A
Exons: 4
Coding region: 1-615 (204 amino acids)
Biological process (GO): establishment or maintenance of epithelial cell apical/basal polarity; heterophilic cell-cell adhesion
Cellular component (GO): plasma membrane; protein-containing complex
Molecular function (GO): calcium ion binding
Source: RefSeq, a predicted model, not a curated record
AUGGGCAUCGGCGUGGCUAGCGUAGGUGUGAGAUCGUCGGGUGUGGCGACGUGCGAGCCUUCCCCUUGCCUUAACGACGGACGGUGCGUCACCGAGGGAGGAAACCACACCUGCCUGUGCUCCAGCGGGUACACGGGGGCCUUCUGCCAGGUGAAAUGGUGCGAAAUGACGCCAUGCAUCUGGGGCACGUGCGAGACCGGAGGCCCCGACGGCUUCGUGUGCGUCUGCAGGCGAGGCUACGGCGGCAUCAGGUGCCAGGACCGCGUCUCCCCUUGCGACGGCGACCCCUGCCAGAGCCGCGGCGUUUGCACCGCCGUCAACAAUACCUUCCAUUGCCAGUGCCACGCCUGGUGGGAGGGUGAGAGGUGCGAGACCAGGAUGCUGCGGAUCCCGUACAAGCCCCUAUCCGAGCGCAUGUUCGAGGAGCCCUUCUGGCUGGGCCUCAUGACGGUCGCCAUCGUCAUGGGCUGCAUCGGCGUCGUGUUCUGCAUCAAGAAACACUUCGCUGAGAAGAUCGAGAAGUUUUUCGCCGAAGAGAUCGAGAAAAGCAAAUACGUGAAUUCUAAAACACUGUCUAGGUUCAGAACAGAUAACAUCUGGGUCUACGAGUUAUAA